Rhagoletis zephyria (snowberry fruit fly) is the source of this 558-nucleotide messenger RNA. RefSeq lists its product as uncharacterized. Lineage: Eukaryota; Metazoa; Arthropoda; Insecta; Diptera; Tephritidae. The record is from RefSeq and is a predicted model, not a curated record.
AUGAUUGUGAAAGCGUAUUCACCAACACAUUUACCCGCGCAACGGAUCAUAUUUAAACCAGAUGCACCCUCCAUUGGCGAUUCAUACCAAUCUGCAGUACGUCAGUUUCUACAACUGGAACGCGAUCAAUAUACGGCUUUCAUGAGGGAGUACAUAGCUCUUGGCCAUAUGGAGGCUAGCGAGGAGUUAAUUACGGACGCUCAUCCUGGUUACUUUAUUCCGCAUCAUGCUGUUACUGCCAAAUUUCGGGUUGUGUUUAAUGCCUCUGCAAAGACAUCGAAUGGCGUAUCACUGAUCGACGUGCAAUUCUCGGGCCCACAACUAUACCCAAACUUGGUCGACAUUCUUCACCGUUUUCGCGAAUUCAGCGUAGCCAUCACUGCAGACGUGAAGAAGAUGUUCCGUCAAGUCUUGGUCGCCCAACGUCAUAGAAAAUUGCAAAAAUUUCUUUGGUGUGAGUCUUCACACGUUCCUCUACAAACAUACGAAUUGAAGAAGGUAACGUAUGGAAUGGCGUGUAGUAAACGCGUUACGGGCACUGCGUCAAUGUGCGCAUGA